AUGGUUGCAGAUCAAGAUGACAUUUGGAAAAUAAAGUGCAAUACUUCAACGAAAUUAUAUUCAAAAUCAUUCAAACAAACUUAUAUGGAUUGGAUGUAUGAGAAAUAUUUACGAAAUGAAGAACUAAAACGAAAAUUAGCAAAUACGGCGCCAUUUGGCCGACUAGCAUGUCUCAUAAGUUAUUGCCCACAAUAUCUAGUUCGACCAGUAGUAGUUGAACAUCCACUUCGACCAGUAGUUGAACAUCCACUUGAAACUGUUAAUGGUUUCAGCCGACAUCCAAAUUCUUCAAAAGACAUGACGAUCGAAUUGUCUGUCGAUAUUGACAAAACAGCCCAUCAACUCAUAUCAAUGUUGGAAAAAGUAUCCAGAUUUCAAGAUCAAUGGUACCAAUCUGCUGUAUUGAAACAAAUGAUAACAAGAUAUUAUCGAUUCAUGCAAUUGAAAGCUCUCUAUUUACCAAAUAUCUUACUCAUUCCUACACUUGAUAUUGAAAUCGUUUGGCAAACACAUUUACUUCGACCAGAAAUGUAUCGAACUGAUUGUCUCCGUUUAUUUCGUCAAGUUGUUGAUCAUUCAUUGUUAACUACAGAUAUUCAACAUUUUUUAAAAGAGCAAGCAUUUCGAGAAACAUGUCAAUUUUAUGAAGAACGAUUCGGCGAAAAAUAUUGUCAAUUACCAUCAGAUAAGAAUGAUCGAAAGUCAAUAUCGGAUGAUUUAUCUGAUGAGGACGAUUUAAUAAAUCAGUCUCAAGACGCUUAUUCGUAUUGGGAUCAAACAUUUUUCGAAUUUUCAUCGAAUCCACCAAAACAAUAUGAAAAUCCUUUUUCAUUCACUGAAGCUGAAAUCAUUCUUGAUGAUCAUUGGCUCGCUUUAUGUAAAACAUUUAUGCAUGAUUCAUUGGAACGGGUUCCUAUUCAUGGUUACUAUGGGAGAUCACGCGACUAUAUUGAUCUUGGAACUGGAACUAUGAAGCGUUUAAAAAAGUCCUACGAACGAUUUUUAUAUAUGGCAGCAAAAUAUCCACUGAAAGACAGCAAUGAUUUUGUACCACCAACCUAUGCGAUAGAUAUCAUGUGGCAUGCACAUAUGCAAGAACCAUUGAAAUAUGCAGCUGAUUGUCUUCGAUUUGUUGGUUAUAUUAUUGUUCAUGCUCCAUGGCCGAUUAUUGAGGACAAAAAAAUGAAGAAAGAGAGCGACAGAAAGGAUAACAUUUGGAAAGAAGAAUUUCAAAGUGAAAUAUCAACGGAUCAUCUCUACGAUACAAUUGAGGAAACGUAUGAUUGA
This is a messenger RNA of Rotaria sordida, 1287 nucleotides long. NCBI's taxonomy places the organism in Eukaryota, Metazoa, Rotifera, Eurotatoria, Philodinida, Philodinidae. The record is from the annotation of a GenBank genome assembly.